Messenger RNA from Abrus precatorius (Indian licorice), 915 nucleotides. Its product is annotated as basic leucine zipper 34-like. Gene Ontology annotation, cellular component: nucleus. Lineage: Eukaryota; Viridiplantae; Streptophyta; Magnoliopsida; Fabales; Fabaceae. Gene Ontology annotation, biological process: positive regulation of DNA-templated transcription. Bases 1 to 915 code for a protein of 304 amino acids. The transcript is spliced from 4 exons. The record is from RefSeq and is a predicted model, not a curated record. Gene Ontology annotation, molecular function: DNA-binding transcription factor activity; DNA binding.
AUGGCACAGUUACCUCCUAAAAUACCAACCAUACCCCAAAAUUGGUCAUCUUUUCCUCACCAAAGGGUACCCACAAUGGCAAACUUUACCUCAACAAACGCAGCAUCAUCAUCAUCAUCAGCAACAACAACAACAACAACAAUCACACCUCCGUCAUGGGUCGACGAGUUUCUCGACUUCUCGUCCGCACGGCGGGGAGCUCACCGGCGAUCCGCCAGUGAUUCCAUUGCCUUCCUCGAGACGCCAUUCCUCGAAGAAUGUCGAGCCGGCUUCGACCGGCUCGACGAGGAGCAGCUAAUUUCCAUGUUCUCCGACGACAUUGCCACCGUGGCGCUGCCGCCUCCGCCGCUGUCGUCGGCCUCCAACCCUUCCUCGCCGUCCUCCGACCAAAAUAGUAACAACGAGGAGAAGCCAAUGGUAAUGGCGUUGGACGUGAAGCCUAAGAAGGAAGCUGUGGAAGAGGAAAACUCGUGCAAGAAUGAGACGGCGGCGCCGCCACUCUCCGGCACCGCCACCUGCACUGAAACCGUUGUCGAUCCCAAGAGGGUCAAAAGAAUAUUGGCAAACAGGCAAUCAGCUCAGCGGUCAAGGGUGAGAAAGCUACAAUACAUUUCUGAGCUUGAAAGGAGCGUAACAACUUUACAGACGGAGGUAUCAGCAUUGUCACCACGAGUUGCAUUCUUGGACCAUCAACGUUUGAUUCUUAAUGUCGACAAUAGUGCCUUGAAGCAACGGAUUGCUGCUUUGGCCCAAGACAAGAUUUUCAAAGACGCUCAUCAAGAAGCAUUGAAGAAGGAAAUAGAGAGACUGAGGCAAAUCUACCAACAACAGAACCUACAUAAGAUGGCUAACACAGUCAACAACAAUGGACAUUCACUUCAAUCUCCAACAUCACAGCCACAACCACCAAUGUAA